Molecule: messenger RNA, 9266 nt
Organism: Phalacrocorax carbo (great cormorant)
Lineage: Eukaryota; Metazoa; Chordata; Aves; Suliformes; Phalacrocoracidae
Source: RefSeq, a predicted model, not a curated record
ACAAGUUAGCAACCUAACAUUAAUCAGUCAAUGGACACUACUGGAUGGAUGAAGUAUAAUAGAAAGCAUUUGUUGUUUAGGAUAUGUGAAAGCUACACAUUCCCAUUGAUUCCUUGCAUUUUUUUUACAUAGAUUAAUUCAUCAUUAUACUUCUCUUACCCUGGCUUGCAGAUAGCAUAUGUGGUUCAUGUUGCUUGCCUUUUUCCCUGUGCAUAACACUGUGAAGUUAGUGGCUGUAUUAGUUCGAAUAAACGCCUUCUCAUUUCAUGUUAGCUAAUUGCUUACUUUUAAAAAUAUCUUUCAAAAUAUUUUUCUCAAUUGUUUGAACAUUUAAUCUACAAGCAGAAGGGUCAGAAAGGGCGUUUAUUCUACUGUCUGCAAGUCAGGUAAGAUUUUCUUCUUUGCCACCCAAAGACACACAGCUUUUCCAGGCAGCAAAAACAUACACACAGAAGAACGUGUUAUUUUGAAAUUCAUUUUUGCUUGUUCAAGAAGAAAUUUCCACAAUCUGAAGAAAGAACAGACAAGGAACGAUUUUCGUGUCAAUCUUUAAAACAGAGCAAGGCGUUGCGUUUAUUCGAACAAAUAUGGUGAGUGAAUUACUUUUUUUUUUCCUGGGUGUGUGAUGAAAUCUGUUGCAUGCCCAUAUUUUAUUUCAAUAUAUUGCUAUUUCGUUUUUUUUUUCAAUCAGACAGCAGGCAAAGUGUGGCAUGUUCUCACCCAGUCUCCUUCUCUUGCAGACCAGCACAGCAACGUGAACCUCGAGGGACCUGGGACAGCAGCAGUGCUGGCUUACACCCAGAACUGUAAACCCACAUUCACACAGGGCCUCAAGUGUAGGUCUGUGUUGGAGGGGGACCCUGCACUCUUCCAGUGCAAGCUGGUGGCAUGCCCAGCGCCCCACAUGGCCUGGUUUCACAACAACCGGCCAGUCCACCAGGACCGCCGCAAGGUGAUCCGCACUGAGAGUGAAGAGUACAUGCACAGUGCCAGCCUGGAGGUGCAGGAUGUGCAGGAGUACGAUGCUGGCAGCUACAGGGUAUUUGCCAUUAACAGCGAGGGCUCAGCUGAGUCCACUGCCUCGCUGCUGGUGGCACGCAGUGGGGAGCAACAGGGCUUGGGUUUCAGAGGGAAAGCAGAGUGGAUGCGGGAGAGAUGGGAAUGCCUGCUGCAGCAGCAGCAGAAGGACCGGCUUCGGGUGGUGCUCCGCUGCACUGGCUCGCCCUUUGACAAGGGGCAGGAGGCCGAGCAGUUGCUUGGGAGCCUCUCCCCAGCCCGGGGCAUGGUACGAACCAUCCAUUUCCGAAAGCUGCCACUGGCGGGGCCUCACCGUCCAGGGCUGGCAUGCGGUAGAGAGCACAGUGGCACAGUGGCAGAUGCUGAGGAGCUGCUGGAUGAGGAGAUCCGUUGGAAGCUGCAGCGGCUGCGAGAGGCAAAGAGGGCAGCGCUGAAAAAGAAGCAGGAAUCCCUCAUGUCCAUGCCCCAGGAGGGCCCUCUUAGGAAGCCCAGCCCACCUGAGGCAGUUGCCAUGAUGGAUGUCUCUGACCCCCUCACUGUGCAGGUAGUGAAGGGGUACCACAGGCCCAGGGCCACAGGGGAGAGAUGGCACAUGGCAGGUGGGCUCCUGGAGCCCUGCCCACCCCUUUUUGUCCAGGAGAUCAAGCCCCAGGAGGCUGUUGAGGGGCAAAGAUGCACCUUCUCCUGCCUCUUCCAUGGGCGCCCACAGCCCACAGUCACUUGGUACAACAACACCAAGCCCGUGGGGCGCAUCCGGGGCACAGCCGUUCACACCACAGAGUGCCACUCUACACUGACUUUCCCAUCCCUGCUCCCACAGCAUGGUGGCACCGUUACCUGCGUGAUCUUCAACCCGCUGGGCACAGUCAGCACCUCAGCUGCACUCCAUGUGAGGCAGCGGAUGCCAGGCUAUGAGGCCAUGAAGAAGGAGGAGGAGGAGGAAGAGGAAGGGAAGAAAGAGGAGAAGGAAGAGGAGGAGAAAGUGAAGGAGGAAGAAGAAGGGGAGAAAGAGAAUAAGGAAGAGAAGGUGGAAGAGGAGGAGGAAGUAGUUGGCCUGGCCUUCACACCAGAGCAGGAACUGCCAAGUGCAGUUCCAGACUCAGACUUGCUGUCACUGCCUGUGGAAAUCAAAAUCACUGCCCCGACUCCAACACCAGAGCAAGACACAGAGAUGAGGGAGACCACACAGACCUCUCCAGACCAGGCUGCUCCCACCAUAAAGCACAAGUUCAGGUUUUCAUUUGAUGUGGGAAAUGAGCCACCACAAAUUGUGGCAGAAGCCCCAGCACACAUUCAUUGCCGUGAAGGGGAGGCAGUGGUGUUGGAGUGUGCUGUAUCUGGGCAGCCCCCACCAGCUGUGUCCUGGUCCCUGAAUGGCCAGAACCUCCCUGCCAGUGAGAGGCUGAGGUUCGAGGAAGGCAAGAAUGGCAUGUACCGCUUAUAUAUUCAAGGGGUCUCUGUUGCAGAUGCUGGUCUGUACUGUUGUGUGGCCAAGAACGUGGCUGGAACAGCACAGACUGCCUCUAAGCUGACUGUGCAGCCCAGUGCACCCAGGUUGUAUAGCAAGGGUGGAGGCACUGAGGAACUGCCUGCCAUGGACCAUGCUCUGCACCUCCAAGGCCUCCACACACUUGGGAAAGAUAAAGAGGAACAGAUCACAUGCUCCAAGGAGGAGGAAGACCACCUACAGCUGUCUCCGUCUCCUGCUGAGCAGUUGGGAGAGGAGCUUGAGAAAACUCCUCAGUUAAGGGAAAGUGAGAUGAAGAAAAUGAUGGUGCUGGAUAUCAUGGAAGUUUAUGCAAAGCAAGAAAUGGGUUAUACAGAAGAAAGUGUGAGGGAUGUAGAUGGUGUUUCUGAGAUGAGGCAGCACAGGGGAAAUGCUGUCUCCGAGGCAGACAGCUUUCGAACUGAUGCCACUGAGCUGCACCCCACCAUGUCCAGGGAAGAACAUGAACUGGUGGCCAAGGGCUCAGGUCACAUUUCAGAGGAGCUGGGGGCUGAAGGAGACAAGGUGGUACCACGUACAGUUACUCUGACCUGGGACAUCUUGAAAUCACCAUUUAUGGAAGUGAAAGGGCAAACGCAUGCCUCUGAGCAGUCUGCUCUGGCAAGGGAGUGUGAGGAUUCACAAGUUUUCAUUCCUAUAUCACCUGUGGUGCAAGAGGAGAGUAAUGUUUACAUAGAGAGUGAUAACCCUGGCUGGGAAGUAAUGUCUCCUGAUGUGCCUCUUGUAGAAGAGCCAAGUGUGCCCCACCUGCAGGACAACAUUGCAAGCACACCCACAAAGGAACAGUUUGGCUUUUAUGACUUCUGUACAGAAGAGCAGCAGGAAGAACAAGGCAUAGCGCAAGAGAGAUCAGCUGACAUUGACCAGGACGACAAGGUUGAUGAUCAUCUUUGUAAAGAAGAAAUGAUUGAUGCUGGGGAUGCCACACACUGGGAAAUGCAGAAUGAUGGACAAAUGCUGCAAGAAAUGGAGUCUGAUGCAGGCAACUCUUCUUUGGAUCUAAUCCUCACUCCUGGCACAGAAAACUCAGGUCAGGAUUUUACUGAGGAAGUUGAAGUUCACCUAGAAGAAAUGCAUUUCAAAGAGCAGUUGUUGCCAUCUGAGACUGAUGAGACCAAGAUCACAUUUGAUCUGAAGAAGUUUGUGGAGCCUUUCUCAGCUGCAGAGACUGUGGGCACAGAACAGGCACAAACCCACCCAGAUCCACAGUGUGUGGAAGUAGGAGUGACUGGACUCAUGUCCCCCAUGCACCAACAUGAUGUGCUUGUGGAAGCGAUGUCUCUGAGUGAGGAGAUGCGUCAGAGCUACAGGAUGCAGCAGGAGGAGGUUGGUGCCCAGGAAGAGGCACAGCCAAGAGAACUCAGAAGGGCUGAUUUGCAGAUCCCCAAUGGGGACCUUGGCAGCAUCAUGGUAUCUGCUGAAGAGGGAUCCUCUGCUGAAGAAACUCGUGAGUCAAAGGUGGGUUUCUGUGGGGAGGAUUCACUUGAGGGACAAAUUAAUAGUUUUCUGGUGGAGUCCACAGCAAAUUUCCAAAGAGGAGUGCAGGAAACACAUGUGCGGGAGAGUGGGGAACGACUGGAGACCACAGACUCUGAGAGUGACAACUUCAUCAUCGACUUGAUAAAAGCUGCACGUGAAAAGAAACCCCAGGCUGGGCAUCAGGCUGAUGAGGAAGAAGGUUCUGGGACAGAAAAGGUCUUUCAGACAGGAAUGAUUAGCUCCACUUGUGAGAGAGAAAGCACAGAUUCCCCUGAGGAGGUUCUCAGGGACACUCAGCAGGAACCAAACACAACCAAGGGCUUCUCUUUUGGACAACUCUUACUUGGUUUAGUAAUGGAUGAUCCUGUGGCACAGAAGGAGCAAAGGAAGGAGUCUUGGGGCAAGAAGAGGACUCCCACUGAGGAAGCCUCUGAGAAUACUUUGGAUGGAGAAGGACUGUGGGAGGAUACUUCUGCAGGUCCAGAGCCCAGUGCUGUUCAAGCCUCAGAGAUGGAGUCUGACUUGUCCCUAGCCAAGUAUUUAAGGUCAACUGGGAUGCAGGAAACUCCAGAUCUCAAAGGGACAGUUCAGAAGGAACAGCGAGAGACCAUCACUUCACUGGAAGUGGAGGAGGUUACCUUCAGCACGGUUUAUGACUAUUACAACAACCAGCAGGAACUUGUACGGCCCUUCUCUCCUGAGUCAGAAAUGUCUAUAGAGCUGGAGAGCGGGAGUGGAGAGGAGUCACCUGAUUCAGACCGCUUCUAUACACCUCCCUCUUCAGUGGAGAUCUUUGAAACUGCUUCAUCAGCAUCCUACCACACACCACUCAGCACACCUGAACGCUACUCCACACCAUCCGAGGGCUCAGGAUACAGCACACCACCAGAGCACUACUCCACACCAUCCGAGGGCUCAGGAUACAGCACGCCACCUGAACGCUACUCCACACCAUCUGAGGGCUCAGGGUGUAGCACGCCACCUGAGCGCUACUCUACACCAUCCGCGGGCUCAGGGUGUAGCACACCACCUGAGCAUUACUCCACACCCUCCGAGGGUUCAAAAUGCAACACACCCUCAGAGUGCUACCUCACACCCCUUGAGGGACCCUACUCUGCGUCAGGGGACAGCACACCACCAGAGCGAUACCGGACACCCACCGGGGAGUAUAUGGAUGCCCUGGCCAUGCUCCCCCUCUGUGAGAGAAGGCAGCAGACUCCAGACCUUCCACAGGCUGAGGUGUUUAGGACCCCCUGUGAAGCCCUAGAGCCGUCAGGCAGAGAGAUGCCACCUGCAUUCCUCAAGGCAUUGAGUGGGAGGAGGCUGUAUGAGGGCAGCACACUGAGCUUUGUGGCCGAGGUGGUGGGUGUGCCCCAGCCAGGGGUGAAGUGGUACCAUAAUAAAUCUCUGUUGGAGCUGGAUGAGAGAGUGCGGAUAGAGAAGGAUGGGGACAAAUGCAUGCUGGAGAUCACUAAUGUCCAGAAAGCUGAUGGAGGACAGUAUCUGUGCCAUGCAGUGAACAUUGUUGGAGAAGCUAAAAGUAUUGCUCAGUUGGAAGUUUUGUCUGAAGAUGGACGGUCACUAGCACUGCCACCCCCUGUCACCCACCAGCAUGUUAUACACUUUGACCUGGAGCAAACUACAUCUUCAAGGUCACCUUCACCACAGGAAAUCCUCCUGGAAGUGGAGCUGGAUGAAAAUGAGGUGAAGCAGUUUGAGAAGCAGGUCAAAAUCAUAACCAGUCCUGAGUUUAGCCCAGAUAAGAAGAGCAUGGUUGUUUCCCUGGAUGUCCUUCCACUUGCCUUGUUGGAGCAAGCUGCAGGCUUGGUCGCAGAGGAGAAUGAGGAUGUAAAAAUCGAUUUCCAAGUCACUGAAAUGCCUCCCCGCUUUGCUGUGCCCUUUGCAGAUGUUGAGGUGACAGAAGGCUUGGAGGCAGUGUUUGAGUGUGUGGUAACUGGUACUCCUGUCCCAGUAGUGCAGUGGUUCAGAGGUGACACCUGUGUGACACCAGCCACGGGGAAGUACAUUGUGAGUCAGAAGGAGGGACUUCACAGUCUGAAGAUCCAAAAUGUAGGUCCUUCUGAUCAUGGUUGGUAUCACUGUCGGGCAGUCAAUAGGCUGGGAGAAGCAAUGUGCAAAGGCUCCCUUGUGGUCAUGGCUCAGCAGGGAGGAAGUGCUAAGGUGAGCAGUGAGACAGUCACGGGCAGUGAACCACACAGGCCCCAGAAGUGUGACUUACUUUUGAAUAAGACUGUGAGCCCAGGUGACCAGUCAGAAAUAGGGCUGGAGUUUGAGUCUGAGCCACACAUAGAUGAUUCAGAGAAAGCAAUCCGACUGCUUGCAAUGACUCAACAAGAGCAGGAAAUGGAAGCGGAGAAGUGUGUUGAUAUUAAUUUUGGUGUGGUCGCAAAGCCAUCCCAAGAAGAAUGGGUUGAGUUUAGGGCAGAGGACUCGGAGAGCUGCAGCUUUGAUUUCCAGAUCACAGACACACCUCCCAAAUUUCUGAGGCUGAUUUCUGACUACAGUACAUUUGUAGGUGCCUCAGCAUGCUUCCAGUGCCUCGUGACUGGUUCCCCCCACCCAAGUGUCCAUUGGUACAAGGAUGGGGUGUUGUUAGAAGGGCAUAGGUACUAUGCACAGGAAGAGCAGGGUGGGUUUCAUAGCCUUACUAUUGAAAACUUGAUGCAAAGUGACAGUGGACAGUACAAAUGUGUAGCUACUAACAGGGCAGGAACUGCUGAGACUUGUGCUGUGUUAACAUUAUACUAAAUUUCCAUAAUUUAUUUCUUUUGAAAUAUUGAAUGUUUUUAUUCUGUUGUUCACUGCAGGUAAAAAUGCAGCACUCAUUUUAGGGCAUUGUUUUUCAUCUCUUUAGGGAUGAAAACCACUCUAUGUGGGCAUAUUUCUAUCUCACUUAAACUUGCUGGGGAAUUUAAGUGAGAUUCAGUCUGUGCAUAGAUCUUGUGUACACUUUCUGCACUGAGGUAUAUUUCAGGCUCCUUCCAAGCUCCUUACUCAUUUUUGUAAAGAUAUUUUAAUUGACACUCAUUUAUGUAAGACUAAUUUUUUUUGUAUAGUGUACAUAUUCCUAUAUGUCAGUAACAGUACUAUCAUUAUUGUUUUACGUAGGCUAGAAAUCACCUGAAAAUGUAGAAACCACCUUUUCCUUGUAACCUAAAGGUAUGAAAUACUAACUUCCACUUGCUGCUUAGUUUGCAUAUAGUUCUGUGAAGGAACUCCUUAAACUGGUACUCCCCAUUCUCACAAUGUUGUGUCAGAACAUGUGAGUCUCACUGAUUCAAAUCCUGUGUUUACAGUUUCUAUCACUGCAAAGUUCUUACAUCCAUGGGCCUCAUUCUACUGACUCAUGGAAUUAAAUGACUUUUUUUUAAAGUCAAUAAAAUUAUGCUGUUGCAAAGGAAAGCAACACAAUGGGAAGAAAAAGAAAGUUUUGCAUUAGUAGUGACUGGACAGGAUUUUUUUCUCUAUUACCAAGUAAUAAACAUGAAAACAUAUUUUGUACUGUAUCUUUAAAAAUUAAAGGGAAAGGAGAGGGAGUAUAAUAAAUCAAUGAUGUAACUGUAAAUUCAUUAAAAUAAUUUUGGUUGUCCCCGUAUUCCAGUGUCAUUCAUAAAAAAUGCAUGGUAGUAAAAAGUGAGAUUUUUUUAAUGCAGUAUUCUUGUUUCACAUUAGAACUAAAUCUCCACAUAUUCCUUUUUUCUUUUUUUUAAUUAGUAACAUAAGUGUGCUAUGUGUCAAUAUGACCAGAAAUAAGUAGAAUACAUUCAAUUGUUAUCUGUAACAUUUUCACAGCAGAAGAGACUUUUACAUUAAUUUCUCAAUGUGAGUGCAUAUUUUUGUAUUUAAAAUAAUAGGAGGAGGAAUCAGCAGAAGCUGACAUAAUUAAAUCAGAAGUAAAUCUAUCUUACAUAAACAAUGAUGUAUUUAUUUAAAAAUAUGUUAAAAGUUUGAAAGUUAUUAAUUAAUGUUUAUCAAAAGUUAAGUAACUCUCUAAUGCAUAUGUUAACUUUCCAGUUACCUCUAUGCCAAGGUGAAACCUUGAGUUCAACAACCCUAAGCAAAAAUUAAUUUUACUUUGAUUACGUGUUCAUAAGGUUCUUCCAGUUAUUUACAAAUUGCUGUCAGUUGCCUUGCAAACUGCUUUAAGGAGCAUAAAACAACUAUUCCUAUAGUAUAUUCAGUUAUGUUCAUGCAUGUUCUUAUUUCUGAGUUUGAUGUGUCCUCACAUUGAGGUCAGCAUGCCUCAAAAACUCAGUAAUCUUUAAGACUAUCCCAUCACUCACCUUGGAUCAAAAGAUCAAAAGAUUCACUUUGCCCAGUUGUCUUGCCUGAUAGAAACUAAACGUCAGGAGUGGCAAGUUCUAAUGACGCAAUACACAGGGAAAAUGACUGGAGUGCUUAGGCUAAUACCUGUGUGCCACUUCAGCUUCUUCUCAGUCAUGACCCUAUGAUAAAUAUUUAAGAUUUCUAUGUUGUUAAAAGACAGAAAUAAUUGUGAUUUCUCAUAGGAAAUGGUGGUAGGGAAGAGAAGCAUGAGUGUCUGACCCAACAUUGUGCUGGGAAAGAAUUGCUUCGUGAUGUGUCCUUAAUCCAUUCCUUGUGUAGAUGUGUAGCACUAACCGAUUCAUUAGACAGCAGAGGUCCCUAGGAAUGUUGGCAUGAAUUGUCUGAUGUUAUAUGUCAGCUUUGACAUGAGGGAUCUUUUAGGUCCAAAGCCAAAGAGGUCAGAGGCCCUUUGGUUAAGUCCUAAGCAAUUAUGAAAUGUGUUUAAUUUGCAUGUAAAUUAAAUGAAAUUUUUAGUAGAAACAGGCCCAUAAUUUUUUUUGAAACCGUAAGCCAAACAGGUCCAAGUUCAUGUUCACAUCUGGAAUAUAUGGCCAAGCAUCUUUAUCUCUACUUGUGUAGUAGCAUUUGUGGUUUCUGUAAGUUUAAAAGUCUUGUUUUAAGUUUCAGACAUUAGCCAGGAGUACUAUCAUGCGCUUAUGGAGAGACACAGUCUCACCUAACCUACAAUGAUAUGAAUCUGGAGUAAUUCUAGUUUUUAAUAAACUUACUCUGGGGCAACUGGUAUAGAUUAGAGCCAUGACUGACUACCUGUCUUCAAAAUCCCGUGCUUUCGUAAGAAUUACAAAACUCAUAAUUUCAUUGUCAGGUUUAAUGUCAUCUUCAUUUCUACAAACAAAGUAUCUUUAAAAAAGGAUUAAUUAUGUUUGUUUGUCAUCAAUGUGUAUUGAAUGUUAAC